Molecule: messenger RNA, 1523 nt
Organism: Mesocricetus auratus (golden hamster)
Lineage: Eukaryota; Metazoa; Chordata; Mammalia; Rodentia; Cricetidae
Gene: Nt5m
Product: 5',3'-nucleotidase, mitochondrial
Exons: 5
Coding region: 244-909 (221 amino acids)
Biological process (GO): pyrimidine deoxyribonucleotide catabolic process
Molecular function (GO): 5'-nucleotidase activity
Source: RefSeq, a predicted model, not a curated record
GUGCUGGACUCCUCCAUCCAUCCAGUGCCACAGUUGCUCCAGUCUGGCUCUCGCAGACGCUGCAACCUGGGACUGGAUGUCCCAGGGCGACCAGCAACCCCAGUUCAUGCUCACCUUCUCCAGGCUCGUAUCCCUUUAAGGGCGGCGGUGCUGCGCGCGGGCCUCGCUCUGGGCCGGAGCCUGCGCGUCCGUGUCCCCGGCGAGGGCUGCGUCUGCCGAGGAUCCAGGUCGACAAGCGGGGCGAUGCUCAGGCUGCGCGGCUGCUGCGCGCGUCCCCGCGGCGGCGCCCUGGUCCGGGCCGAGCGGAGCCGGGCGAGCAGCCGCGCCCUACGGGUGCUGGUGGACAUGGACGGCGUGCUGGCGGACUUCGAGGGCGGCUUCCUCCGGAAGUUCCGCGCGCGCUUCCCCGACCUGCCCUUCGUGGCGCUGGAGGACCGGCGUGGCUUCUGGGUGUCGGAGCAGUACGGACGUCUGCAGCCUGGGCUGAGCGAGAAAGCUGUCAGCAUCUGGGAGUCAAAGGAUUUCUUCUUUGAACUGGAGCCUCUGCCAGGAGCUGUAGAAGCUGUGAAGCAGAUGGCCAAUCUGCAGAACACUGAUGUCUUCAUCUGCACGAGUCCCAUCAAGAUGAUCAAGUACUGUCCCUAUGAGAAGUAUGCUUGGGUGGAGAAGCACUUUGGCCCGGACUUUCUGGAGCAAAUUGUGUUGACCAGAGACAAGACUGUGGUCUCUGCCGACCUUCUCAUAGAUGACCGGCCAGACAUCACAGGGGCCGAGCCACACCCCAGCUGGGAGCACAUCCUCUUCACCUCCUGCCACAAUCAUCACCUGCAGCUGAAGCCUCCUCGCCGGAGGCUGCACUCAUGGGCAGACGACUGGAAGGCCAUCCUGGACAGCAAGCGGCCCCGCUGAGGGCUGUGCUGUGGCUCUCUCCUGGUCCAGUGUGGGGCUCACGGCUCAUGACUGGACAGCAAACAGCCUGCUGAGGGCUGUGCUACAGUUCCUGGCGCUUCCGGGAGGACCUCAGUGGACCCUCUGGUCAGGACAACGUCUUGACACACUCCCCUUUUCCUGGCUCAGUAAGGCCUUAGCCUGACCAUGGGGCAGGGCUAGGAGAAAGGCAUUUGCUUCUGGGCAACUUUGGCCUGACCUCAGGCGGUGGCCCAUGCCACUCCCUCUCACUACUUACAAUAGGGGAUGGUCUCUAAGGCACUGGGGUGUCCUGGUCCAGGAUCUGCAGCCUUUGCAAGGUAAGGAGUGCCAGGGACAGAUGACAGGUUCACCUGGCAGGCGUGUGCCCUUCCACCUCUAACAUGGCACCUGUCCAACUUGCCCACUCAGUUCGUUCUCUCCUCCUGGCUUUCAGUAGCCAUCAGGCUCUUUUGGAGGCCAACAGUGAUCCUGCCUGUGGUUAGUGGUGUGAUCUCUUUCUCUGAUGUCUGUAGAUCCCAUUCACGGCCCAGAGAGGAGUCAGCAGACUUGAAUAUUUGUUGACCAUAUGAGAAAUAAAUGCUGUUGACAUACAA